ACACGACUGUUUGGUUGUGUCUUCUACCUUGGUUUGGCACGAGGCCCAUCUAAGCCUCUUCCGAUCUGUGGAUCACGGAACCCGGCUGUACAACGCAACUCCACGUCGAGCGAUGCUCUACCCGCAUUUGGGUGUCAAACCACAACAACCACGAUACUCCCCAAAGGGCCGCACCAAAAAUGUGGACGCGCACAUCGCUGAAAUUUUGGGUUUGAGGAAGGUGGAUAAAAGCGCGACGACACAGCUGCGCGAAUUUUCAGAUAAGCUCAACUCUCUACGUGCUUUAAAAUCGAUGGGCAGUGUGGAACAGAUCGCCGGCUGCGUCAUAGUACACACGUUGCUGCAAAAACUAGAUAGCGCUACGCAAGCUAGCUGGGAGGAUGAUGCGCCGUUGGACGUCAUACCAUCAUGCGAGCGGUUUACAACCUUCAUCGAGAGGCGUUGCCAAAGGCUGGAAAAUGCGGAUCACGCUACGACAAUGUACACGCCUAGCUCCCAUGUGGGCCAGAACAACAGUGCAUCUCAAGCACGAUGUUGUCCUGCUGCCGUCAUCAACGUGAAAAAUCGCGCUGGCUCCUUGGUGCCCUGCCGUGCGUUGCUCGACUCUGGGUCGCAGUUGCACAUCAUCACCUCUCGUCUUGCUCAUCAGCUCCAGCUGCGCAAAUUCAAGUCAACAGCAAUCGUCUCUGGCAUUGGUGAUGCAGCAUUUGCGUCCGAUGGUUUUUCGGUCAACAUCAUUGUCAAAUCUCGAGUGUCGGAGUACUCCACAUGCAUCCCGGCCUUGAUUGCACCAUCCAUCACCGAUAAUCAGCCUGGCUUCACUCUUGACCCUGCAUCAUGGAACAUUCCAUCAAAUAUACAACUAGCUGAUCCUGAAUUCCUUAAAUCUCAGCAAAUCGACAUGUUGAUUGGAGCCAGUCUGUUCUUCGAUCUGCUAUGCGUCGGCCAGAUUAAACUGGCUGCUGGACUGCCGAUAUUGCAAAAGACUCGCCUUGGUUGGGUGGCUACGGGAGGUGCUUCACAUGCAGGAAAAUCAUCAUUCAUGGCCAUGAUGGUGAAACCAGAUCUGCUGGUUGACUCACAUCUGCAUCCGAAUGCACAGAUUGAUGAAUUAAUCCGUCGUUUUUGGGAAUUGGAAUGCUGCACCGAGCCUGAGUCCUUACCAAACAAGGAGGAACGCGACUGUGAGGCACUCUUUCAGGCCAAUUUCAAACGUCUGUCGACUGGCGACUAUUCAGCGGUUCUUCGAUUCCUGAACUUAGAAAGAAAACUAGACCGCAAUCCAGCUUUGAAAACCCAGUAUGCAGCAUUUAUCAAGGAAUAUCUUGACUUGGGUCACAUGUCACUUGUUACCUCAGCUGCACUGGGCCAAUGCAAGUACUACCUGCCACAUCACUGCGUGCUGAAGGAGGAUAGCACUACAAUCAAGCUAAGGGUCGUGUUUGAUGGCUCGGCAGUUACUACCUCUGGACACUCGCUGAACGAUGCACUGAUGGCAGACACCGUCACCUACGGCACAAAACCAGCAUCGUUUCUCUCAGUGCGAGCUAUGCACCAACUGGCCAUGGAUGAGCAGAAAACUUUCCCUAUUGGCUCUGACAUUGUUAAAAGAGAUUUCUCCGUGGAUGAUCUCAUUUCUGGUGGUAGCUGUGUUCAAGAUGCGAUUGAGAUAUUGAAGCAAACAUCUGGACUACUCGCCAAGGGGAACUUUAGGCUGCGAAAAUGGUGUUCUAGCGACACAGCUGUACUCCAAAACAUACCGGAAGAGGAUAGAGAAACGCUGCUUAAGUUUGACGAUGGCAGUGACAUCACGAAAACGUUAGGCCUCGAUCUCUGGAGAGAAAAACUGGACUGGGAUGAGAGCCUGCCCGUACACUUAAGCACAGCCUGGGUCAACUUCUGCGCUGAUUAUGAGUAUACUCAGCAAUUCCAGUAUCCCCGUCGAGCACUCUCACCAGACAGUACAGUGGAAAUUCACGGAUUUUGUGAUGCCAGCCUAAGCGCUUAUGGAGCAUGCGUCUAUACAGUCUCAAAGUGCCAUGGCAACACCAGCGUGCGUCUCUUAUGCUCCAAAUCGCGUGUCGCGCCUGUGAAAACCAUCACUGUACCAAAGCUGGAACUCUGCGGAGCUGCAUUAUUGGCUCAACUUCUCAGCGAAAUAUGCCAAAUGAAAGUGUUCGACUGUCGGUAUUACUGUUGGUCAGACUCUGCCGUGACUUUGGCUUGGGUUCGCAAUGAUGCUUCGAAAUUCAAUGUUUUCGUUGCCAACCGAGUCGCAGCCAUCCAAGAGCUCACCACUGGAAUGGAAUGGCAUCAUAUUCCCACUGAAUUAAACCCGGCGGAUAUAAUUUCACGGGGAGCGCUGCCUAGUGAGCUCUUCCGGUCUCCAUUAUGGGCCAAUGGUCCGAGUUUUCUCAGUAAGGGAAAGGAAGAGUGGCCUGCCUCCUGUGUACCUGGCCAAUCCUUACCAGAACUUCGACACAAGGUACUGCUCGGAACUGCAGCGCAACCUGAUCUCUCGAUCGGCUGCAAGUUCAUCAAUUCGUUUUCCAAGCUGCAGCGGGUCUUUGCUUAUGUUUACAAAUUUGUAAAUUGA
Molecule: messenger RNA, 2596 nt
Organism: Drosophila montana
Lineage: Eukaryota; Metazoa; Arthropoda; Insecta; Diptera; Drosophilidae
Exons: 6
Source: RefSeq, a predicted model, not a curated record